CCGCAACAAUCUUUCAGCGAAGCUCGUGUCUCUUCCUUGCCCAGCUGCAGGAGAGGCGGCGGCGAGGAGGAGGAGGAGGAAGAGGCGGCGGCGGCUCCACGCGCCUUCCUCCCUUUCCCACACCACGCGCACCCAUCCACCCGUCUAUCCCGACGCACGCCCAGCCAGCUCUUCCCUCCGUCCCCCGCAACGCGCGUCUGUGGAGCCCGUUCAGACGUGCACGGCAAGAACAAGGAAGGAGCCGGGGAGAAAGAAACCUUUCCCCCAUUUCUCUCCCCCCCCCCGCGCCUCCCUUCCGCUGCGUCCACUCGCACAAAAGAGGAUUCCCACACCCUCCCUCUCCUCGCCUGCCUUUUGGAUGAAGCCUGCCUUUUGUCUCCGGCUUCCUGUGCGUCGGGAUCGACCUUUCCUUUCCAGCAUGGAUUUGGGAAACUGAGCAACAAGAUCCUCCGCCACCCCCUUCCCCACCCCCGCAGCCCCACAGACCACAGUCAGAAAACAGAAAAGGGAGGCGAGGAUCAAAGCGGCAGCAACAGCGACGCAAGGAAAGAAAGAAGCUUUAAUUUUUGAAGUUUCCAAUAAGGAUUUCUCUCCCCUCUGGUCGCUUCCUCUUUGCGUCUGUCUAUUGGGUUUGUUUGGUGGUGUGUGUGUGUGUGUUUUAAAGGGGGGUGUUGCUUUUCUCUCCCCUCCUCCUCUCUCUUGCUCUUUUGUAGGGGGGAGAAAAACCCCUGGAUUUUGUAUAUGUGUGUGUGUUUUUCUACGUUUUUAAAUUUCCUGGACGAUUUCGGGGGAGGAGGUGGGGGGGAGAGCAAGCAAGCGAGUGGUGGGGAGGGGUGGGGAGCCAAAAAAUACCCCCGAGGGUAAUAAUAAUAAUAAUAAAAUAAAGAAGCCGAGCGGACCGUCUCCCUCUUAAGCUGUGAUGGAUUUCAGUAGCAGCUGCGGUGGUGGAGGAAGCGACCAUAGACAGAUCGAGGAGAGCAAGCCUUUGCUGGGCGAAAUGUCUGCAACGGAAGGGAAUAAAAUGGGGGCCGCGCUGUGCAGGCGAGGCGUCCACUGCAGUGGGAUGAGAUAUAAACUGCUUCAAGAAGGAGAUAUCCAGGUUUGUGUCAUCAGGCACCCCCGGACAUUCCUCAGCAAGAUCCUCACCUCCAAAUUUUUGAGGAGGUGGGAACCUCAUCACUUGACCCUGGCGGAUAACAGCCUCACGUCAGCAACACCAACCGGGUACAUGGAAAACUCAAUUUCCUACAGCUCAAUUGAAGAUGUUCAGCUGCUCUCUUGGGAGAAUGCCCCUAAGUAUUGUUUACAGCUCACGAUCCCCGGAGGCACAGUCUUGUUGCAGGCUGCAAACAGUUACCUGAGGGAUCAGUGGUUUCAUUCAUUGCAAUGGAAGAAAAAGAUCUACAAGUAUAAGAAGGUUCUGAGUAACCCAAGCCGCUUGGAGGUGGUUCUGAAGGAGAUCCGGACCUUGGUGGACAUGGCGCUAACAUCACCUUUGCAGGAUGAAUCAAUUCAUCAGGCUCCACUGGAGAUUGUUUCCAAGUUGCUCUCAGAGAAUAAUAACUUAACCACUCAAGAGCAUGAAAACAUUAUUGUGGCCCUUGCACCUUUGCUGGAAAACAACCACCCACCUCCUGACUUGUGUGAAUUUUUCUGCAAGCAUUGCAGAGAACGCCCUCGAUCCAUGGUGGUCAUAGAAGUGUUCACUCCGGUUGUACAAAGAAUCCUCAAACACAAUAUGGAUUUUGGGAAGUGCCCUAGGUUGAGGCUUUUUACUCAGGAGUACAUUCUGGCCUUGAACGAACUGAACGCUGGCAUGGAAGUAGUGAAGAAGUUUAUUCACAGCAUGCAUGGCCCUACCGGACAGUGCCCCCACCCCAGGGUCCUGCCAAAUCUCGUGGCCGUCUGUUUAGCUGCCAUUUAUUCGUGCUACGAAGAAUUCAUCAACAGCCGGGACAAUUCUCCAAGCCUGAAGGAAAUUCGUAAUGGUUGCCAGCAGCCCUGUGACCGUAAGCCCAAUUUGCCUCUCCGGCUGCUCCACACGAGUCCUGACUUGGUGUCCCAAGAGGCCACACUGACUGACUCCCGCCUCAAGUCGGUCAUCGUCACGUCGAAUGAAAUCCACGUGGAAGUUGAGCGCAACAACACAGCCAACCAGAAGAUGACGGCCAACGUCGGCAACGACAGUGAGCCCAACCUGAUAGACUGCUUGAUGGUCAGCCCCACUUGUAGCACCAUGAGCAUUGAGCUCAGCGCCCAGGCGGAUCGCAUCCUCGGUUGCUACGUGGAAAUACUCAAGAUGCUAUCAGACUAUGACGAUUGGAGACCAGCUCUUGCCAGUUUGCUUCAACCCAUCCCAUUCCCUAAAGAGGCUCUUGCGCACGAGAAGUUCACAAAGGAGCUGAAGUACGUCAUUCAAAGAUUCGCGGAAGAUCCAAGACAAGAAGUCCACUCGUGUCUGCUGAGUGUGCGGGCUGGCAAAGACGGCUGGUUCCAGCUCUACAGCCCUGGUGGCGUAGCCUGUGAUGAUGAUGGAGAGUUGUUUGCCAGCAUGGUUCACAUUUUAAUGGGCUCCUGCUAUAAGACAAAAAAGUUCCUGCUUUCACUGGCUGAGAACAAACUUGGGCCCUGCAUGCUGCUAGCUUUGAGAGGCAACCAAACCAUGGUGGAGAUUCUUUGCCUGAUGCUUGAAUACAACAUCAUUGACAACAAAGACACCCAGCUUCAGAUCAUCUCAACCCUCGAGAGCACCGACGUGGGGAAAAAAAUGUACGAGCAGCUCUGUGACAGGCAGAGGGAGUUGAAAGAACUGCAAAGGAAAGGCGGUCCUACCAGGUUAACACUGCCAUCAAAAUCCACAGACGCAGACCUAGCCCGGUUGUUAAGCUCAGGUUCCUUCGGCAACCUGGAGAACCUCAGCCUGGCCUUCACUAACGUCACGAGUGCCUGCGCAGAGCAUCUCAUCAAGCUGCCUUCGCUCAAGCAGUUGAACUUGUGGUCAACUCAGUUUGGAGAUGCAGGUUUGCGGCUUCUCUCUGAACACCUCACAAUGCUGCAAGUGCUCAACUUAUGUGAGACGCCUGUCACCGACGCUGGGCUGCUGGCACUGAGCUCCAUGAAAAGCCUGUGUAGCUUAAAUAUGAAUAGCACGAAACUUACGGCAGACACCUAUGAAGAUCUCAAGGCUAAAUUGCCCAACCUGAAGGAAGUGGAUGUCCGCUACACAGAGGCAUGGUGAAAUCUCGUGGGCUGCAUUCGUAGCAUUUGACAAGGAGAGAGGGAGGGAGGGAAAAGAGAAUUUUUUGCAACAAAAUAAAAGCAAAGAAAUAAACUUUUGGCUUCUACCUAUAGAGAGCAGCAAGUUCUGAGGACUUCAAUUUUAGGAGUUGUGUUUGUGAGGUAGCAGAGUGUGGCUUUGCGUGUGGGAGGGGAAACUGAGCAUGCCCCAGGCCCUGCCAAAUUCUUUGAGCUUCAUCCUUUGAAAUUCAACAUCAUCUAAAUGAAGGGGGUUGGGGGUUGGGUAAGAAAGAUUGUGCGGGGGGGGGGGGAGAGAAAAGGGAGGGGAAAUCUGUUUCAAUUUUCAUUUGCUUUUUUGUGUUGUUGUUUUUAAAAUGCCAUAUGGAAAGAAAAAAAAUAUGGGGUUAUACAUCAGAGCUUUUUCUUGGAUGGACCCUCAGUCUUUAGGUGCUUUACCAUCUUUCCUGCUCUCUCUUUUUUAAAAAAAAAAAAAGUAUGAGAAAUCAAGAGAAGAAAAAAACCAUGAUUUUCACCUCUCGUUCUGUUCUUACGAUCGUUAUGCAAAGUAAUUUUGUUGUACAUACAAUUUACAUAAUGCACCUAUUUAAAAAAUGGUUCACAAAUAACAGGUCUGGGACCUGUCUUUUAUUUAUGAAUUGUUAAUUCUUUUACCUUUUUCGUUCGUUUGUUUCAUUCUGAUUUGCAUAUAGACUGUAUGAACUAGUUGGUCUUACUGUUUUUGUUUUUUAAAGAACAGAAAACCCUCUUUGAAUAACUGUCUUUUAGUAAAGCUUACUGUAUUACGUAGUCUCUGUCCAGCCCCAUCACUCCACCAAUUUCUGAUUUACAAAUCGCUCAAAAGUUUCUUCAGAUAAAAGAAAAAAUAUGCCUAUGAAUACAAGAGCAAAAAGAUGUGUGCGCAGUCAAGAAGAGGUUGUGUAUAUUAUCUGAUACAUUUUCAAACUGUGCUGGGGUUAGGAAAUUGGAGUGGUAAGGAAACUACCUUUUGUUGUAAUCAAGAAAAAUGUUAGUUUAAAAACUUAAGUUCAAGAUUAGACUUAAGUUGAGCUGUCAACCAUUUGUGUUAGAUUUGCCAAGGUGUGCCUGUUUGGUUUUCUGUUUACGUCCUAUAUUUCAAGGGCAAGUUCAUCCUCACAGCCACCGUGUUGUGCAUUUUUCUUUACUUUCACUCCUCCUUCCCUUCCCCCCAAGAGCUUCGCUUAUGUUCCAUGCAUACAAAGAUCACUUGCCAUAUUACUAUUACUAUUCUUCUUAUUUUCAUGAGAUGCAGAUUAUUCCACGAUCAGUUGCUAAGCUGCUCCUCAAAAUAUGUAUGACCACUAUCCAUAUCCCUGAUCCUCCUGCACCAGCCUUUGCCAAUCCAAUGCCCGCCAGAUAUUUGGGACUGCAGCUCUCAUCAGCCCUAGGAGCUGGGGGCCAAAAACAUCUGGAGGGCACUAGGAUGAUGAGGUGGGUCCUACACAAAUGCUCAGAAAAAAUAUUAUUAAUAUUAUUAUUUUAUUUUAUUUUUUAAAAAACCCUUAUAAAUAAGCUUUCUUUUAUAAAUAUGCUUUUGGGUUAUUUUCUCUCUCUUUCACAAUAAGCAUUCUUGGAACGGAGCAGCUUUUUAAAAUAAAAAGAAAAGAAGCAUUUUAUGUGUUUAUCUUUUUUGAAUUUACUAGCAGAUGUUUGUUCAGUUCUUGGAGCACCUGAAGAGAUUUAACACCCAGGCAAUGU
Messenger RNA from Zootoca vivipara (common lizard), 4974 nucleotides. It is a transcript of the gene CMIP, whose product is annotated as c-Maf inducing protein. Lineage: Eukaryota; Metazoa; Chordata; Lepidosauria; Squamata; Lacertidae. The record is from RefSeq and is a predicted model, not a curated record. Gene Ontology annotation, cellular component: nucleoplasm; cytosol.